This is a messenger RNA of Podarcis lilfordi (Lilford's wall lizard), 1404 nucleotides long. Lineage: Eukaryota; Metazoa; Chordata; Lepidosauria; Squamata; Lacertidae. The record is from the annotation of a GenBank genome assembly.
GCGGCGCAUGCGCGACGCCGAAGGAAGUCUUCGCCGCCAAUCCAAAGAGCGAGCGGGCUCUGGGGACCGCCUUUAGGAGUGUGAUUGGCGAGCCGCCUAGCCAAUCCAUCCGCCACGUGAGGCGGCCCUCGCGCUGUGUUUACCUCACAGCGAUUCCUGUCAGUGGGGCGCUUGAUUGACUUACGCUGCAAUGUGAAUAUAGUCGCCUGUUUAAUAAAUAUUUAGCAAGUCUGCUCAGAAGCCCCACUGAGUCAAAACACUAGCAACUUAAGCUGCUGCACACCAUACAUCUAAGGGCCUCUACCCUAAGGUUACCAGAUUUUUUUCAAUAAAUCCGGGGACACUUAAAAAAAUGAUUUUUUUUUUUAAAGAGAAAAAAAGUUAUUUUAAAAAUUUAAGGAAAAAAGUCAACACCACAGAUCAAAGUUUUUGAAACUGAGCUGGCGAGUAGGUCCUCCAGUGGGCGGACGGCACCCAAUGGGGACCCCGAGAUGCAGCCGAUUCUCCUGCUCUCGCUGCGGGGCUGCCCCAAAGCUCCCAGCCGCCGCCGGCUGAAGUGAUGCCGCGCUCCCUGCCGCUGCCAGAUCGAGCCCAGAGCUUUUGCACGAACACACCCACCCACCCCCGCACCGCUUCUUUCUCUUUUUCUCGCCCCCAUCACUCCUCUCCUCCCCAAAGCCGUGCAGCCGCAAGCAGCUCAAAUGGAGUGGAAAAUGGCCAGUGGUGGCAGAUCGAGCCUUUAGAUUAUCUCCACAUUUGGUAUUUAGCUGUCUCUAAUCCGCUUUUAUUUGCCAGAAGCCGCCCCCCCUCCCACCAGCUUGGGCGGGUGGUUGCGGGGGCGGCGAGGAGACAGAAGAAGCGGGGUGGUGAAUAUAUAUGUGUGUCCCCCCAUAUACAGUAUUUUGGCUGCCGCCGCUUCUAUACACGUUUAUAUGAUAAGCUGAGCCCAGGGGUGGGUAGAAAAGGGGGGGUGGAGAUUGGAGGAAGAGGUGGAGGUGGCUCCAGUUCAGAGUUACUGGAGAAUCCGUGUCAGGACUUCGCAAUCCGCAGUCACACACAGAGAGAGGUGCAUGGACGAAAGGGAGCUGGCAAUACAAUUCACUGGGAUUUUUCUUUUAAAGAGCGAUUUCACUCGCCCCCCACUCUCCUUUUCCUCUCUGACUCUUCCUUUCUCUCCCCAUUGCUUUCAGCGCGACCAGCUUUGCUCUUGAUCUCCGUUCACGGGGCAGCAAGCAGCAGCGUCAAGGAGAGAGGAAAAGCAAGGAGGGGGGAAAGCGAAGCUUGAAGAAGGGUUGGAACUGGAUCCGGCUACAGGCCAGGAUGCCAACCAGGGAGAUGUAAAUGAGGCGGACGAGGCCGACGGAGAUAAAGGGGGCUUUUCUAUCCGAUUUUCCCUCUUGCGCG